Durusdinium trenchii is the source of this 1598-nucleotide messenger RNA. The record is from the annotation of a GenBank genome assembly. NCBI's taxonomy places the organism in Eukaryota, Dinophyceae, Suessiales, Symbiodiniaceae.
AUGGGGGCCUCUGACUUGGAAGAGGUCCUUGAGAACCUAGAAGACUUCAUGGAGAAGAUUGGUUUGGGAGAGAAGUUGGAAGACGAGGAAGAUAUGGAGGCCUUUUAUGCCAAGGCUGCAGCUGCAGCUGAGCAGAUUCAGGUGACGAACCGUCCGAGUCUUCAUUUGAACUCCAGCGAACGCGAGGAUUUGUGGCAUUUCUGGUCUCUCCGCCGCCCCGGCGUGGAGCUCUACCGCGCCUUUGACGCGCGCGUCGCGGAGCUCGCGGAGCCCGCUGCGGCCGCUGGGACGGGCUCCUUGGAGGAGCGGCUCUCCACGGAGCUGCGAGCGCGGCUGGAGGGAGAUCUGCAAUAUUUGGUGGUGAUGAGGGAGUACCAUGCGCUGCAUCUUCCUCGCUUGCCUUCUUUGGAGUCGUCGAACGGUACGUGGACCUUCUGCGGCGGCUCGGAGGAGUGGCUCCGCCGCGCCGACGGCGCCGCAGCGCCGGUGCCGCUGCCGCCCCUGGAGCGGGCGGUGAAACGCACCAUGCAGGAGGCGAUCCUGGGAGGACAACCGCGUGGGGCGCGGUUUUUGGAGACCUAUCUGGCCAUGGAGCGCUUUCACCCAGAGGACCUUCCGGACUCUCCCUGUGAGGUGGUGAAUGUCUCCAAGCAGGCGGUCCUUCAGGCUGUCCGAGCUGUGGCUGGUGCUGCCGGAUUGCCGGACUGGAAUCGUUCCUUUGACGAUGCGCCGGUGCCCUUGGCGAUCACACCCGAGUCGCUGCAGAAUCGUUCAGAAGUGGUGAAGCAGGUGAGAAGGUACUUCGAUCUCAUGGCCAACACUCGAGUGGCUCAAGCAGACAAGUAUUUUGGCCACGUGCUCUUCGGAUUGCUCUUGAGCCGUGUCUGCCAACGCUUCGACUUGCUGCAAGAAGCGCAGCUGCUGUCCUCCGACCUCGAGUCACAGCGAGCCCUUUUGGAGUCGCUCCCGGCGGAGCAGGUGCAAAGCCGCUUGGAGAAUCGGCUUUUGGAGGCCUUCGUGCAGCGGUUGGGAUCCCAAGGCAUGGCAGAUCACUUGGUCCUCCAGCCGGAGCAAUUGCUGGCGGUGCGCCGGCACACGGAUCACAUUUUUGGGCGUGGCCUGAGGGAAGAGAUCUUCGUGCCUCUGUCCAGGGCCUCGCGCUUGGGUGCCCAGCAGGGCUUGCGCGCCGCUGGGCCGGGGCUGUGUGCUGAUCAGCUGGAGCAGAGCGCCGUGGAGGGCAGGCUGCGCAUGCUCUCGCUCAACGCGAUGGCGGCGGAGCGUUUGGCUUGGCAUGGCUUGGUGUUUGGUGCUUUGCUCGGCCAGCAUGAGCUGGCACAACGCCCAGGGGGGGAAAAGCGCAGCCGCAGCCGAGUAGGGGAAGCUGCCUGGGUCUCUCCCCUGGCUUUGAAGACCAAGAAGUUGAAGCGUGAGUGGCACGGAACUGGACUGUUCCACUUUCAUUCCUGCGAUUACUAGCUGCACGAGCUCUGGCUACGUUGUAGUUGGACCGUCUUGGACUGGAAACCUUCCCUCAUUGGCUGAAUCAUCCGCAUUUAUAUAUAGUACUCAGAUCUGCUAAGCCUAGUCGAUGAACCUUG